Molecule: messenger RNA, 798 nt
Organism: Vitis riparia (riverbank grape)
Lineage: Eukaryota; Viridiplantae; Streptophyta; Magnoliopsida; Vitales; Vitaceae
Exons: 2
Coding region: 69-719 (216 amino acids)
Source: RefSeq, a predicted model, not a curated record
GGAAAUCAAAACCAACAGAGAAGAGAGAGAAAGUUCUAGAGAGGGAGAAAUCAAUUGUUGGGAGAGAGAUGAAGCUGGUAUGGUCACCGGAGAUAGCUUCAAAAGCUUACAUAGACACUGUAAAAUCAUGUAAGCUUUUCAAACAAUCCGGCGUAGCGGAACUGAUAGCUGCCAUGGCCGGCGGCUGGAACGCGAAGAUGAUAGUGGAGACGUGGUCGCACGGUGGCGUAGUCACCACCAGCGCGGGCCUCGCCAUCGCCGCUAGCCACACGUGCGGCCGACACGUGUGCAUAGUCCCCGACGAACGAUCGAAGCUCGCGUACAUCAAAGCCAUGCACGACGCCGGCGUGACGUCAGCUGAAGUAAUAGUCGGAGAGGCGGAGGACGCAGCGGCGACGCUGCCCGAAGUGGAUUUUCUGGUGGUGGACUGCCGCCGCAGGGACUUCGGGAAAGUACUGAGGUUUGCUAAAAUAAGCCAGAGGGGCGCAGUCUUGGUGCGUAAGAACGUGAACCAAAGAAGCGUUUCUGGGUUCAGGUGGCAUGGGGUUCUCCAUCGCGGGACACGUGUCGUGAGAACAGUGUAUCUCCCUGUGGGCAAGGGAUUGGAUAUUGCGCACAUAGGGAGCAGCGGUGGAGUGGCGAGCUCGAGGAAGGGUCCCAGCCGUUGGAUCAGACAUAUUGAUGAGAAAUCGGGAGAGGAGCACUUGAUCCGAGGGUGACAUUCCCCGCUGAGACGGGGUAUUUGUUGUACAAAUGGUUGCGUUUUCCAAUAAAAAUCAUCGAAAUUUUUGAUAGAAA